Coccidioides immitis RS is the source of this 501-nucleotide messenger RNA. RefSeq lists its product as uncharacterized. Lineage: Eukaryota; Fungi; Ascomycota; Eurotiomycetes; Onygenales; Onygenaceae. The transcript has 4 exons. The coding region runs from base 1 to 501 and encodes 166 amino acids. The record is from RefSeq and is a predicted model, not a curated record.
AUGACGGCGGCUUUGACGGCCAGCCAUUCGGUUGUCGGACUGAUUGACCUGCGGGGAGCGCUGAGGACGGGCUUUGCGACCUCUCGAGGUGAGCAAACAAAGCAUCGUGGCCCAUUGUCGUCGUUCAAACUUCAGCCUCGUACGGGUGAAGGUGCCGCAGUGCCCACGGAUGACAAUGUCCGGGGUUGCGAACCGUUACCUUCGCCCUCCCCCCAUCACCGUUGCACAGACGGUGUGCAUGGUCUGUUGGUUGCCCACCCCCCCCUUUCUCUGGCAGUGGGCUCGGAAAAUGCGGGCACGGGAACAUCGGGGCCCAGCCCACCCCAUGUCCACCCGCCCAGGGAUCCAGAAUCUCGCUCAAUCAGCCUUCGAUCAUGCUGGUCCGCGGGCGUUCAAGGGUUACGGAGAACCCGGUGCGGACUCAGCGGCAAGGAUGUAAGAGGAGUGUCAACACCGUCAUCCGCAGCUCUGCAUGGUACUACCAAUCGACGCCAAUUAUAG